AUGGGGAGCGUUAACGUUAACCGUAACGUUAGUGAUGCGUUCUAUCGUUACAAAAUGCCACGGAUUCAAGCCAAAGUCGAGGGUAAAGGUAAUGGCAUAAAAACCGUCGUGGUCAACAUGGUUGACGUUGCCAAAGCUAUUGGAAGACCCGCUACUUAUCCGACCAAAUACUUUGGAUGCGAACUUGGCGCGCAAACUCAAUUCGAUUUUAAAAAUGAAAGAUUCAUAGUAAACGGCUCCCACGAUGCUACCAAACUGCAAGAUCUGUUAGAUGGAUUUAUCAGAAAAUACGUACUUUGUCCAGCUUGCGACAAUCCGGAAACCGAACUGAUGGUCAGUUCCAAGAAGGGAACCAUCUCGCAAAGAUGCAAAGCUUGCGGUCAUCACGGCUUACUCGAGAGCAAUCAUAAACUUAACACUUACAUCUUGAAAAAUCCGCCCAGUUUGAAUCCCGCGGUACAAGGCAGCUCGCUCACCGAAGGAAAACGUGGGAAACGUUCGAAACGUACCAACGGCGAAACCACUGCUACGACCAAUGGUGAUCGCUCGGGAUCUCCGGAAAACGAAACCAAUUCUGCGGACAUCGUGGUCGAGGUUCCGGAAAAGAUCGCUGAUAAUGAACAAGACGAUGACAAGUGGGCCGUUGACGUAUCGGAGGAAGCGGUUAGAGCUCGUCUUCAAGAUUUGACCGACGGGGCAAAGGGCAUGACGAUUAGCGACGAUCUUGAUAAGACUGAAAAAGAAAGAAUGGAUAUGUUUUACAAACUAGUUAAAUGUCGUCGUGAUGCUGGACAAUUGGACAACCAUAAAGAAUUAAUUACAGAAGCUGAACGCUUAGAGAUCAAAACGAAAGCACCUUUAAUCCUGGCAGAAUUACUUUUCGAUCAGUCGAUCGCUUCUCAGGCCAAAAAGUACCGUGUGUUGCUACUUCGUUUUACCCAUGAUGAUAUCAAAGCGCAGAAGUAUUUGAUCAGAGGAAUCGAGCAAGUGAUAGCUCUGCACAAAGAUGCUCUGAUGCCAAAAGUUCCUGGUAUUCUGAAGCUUUUCUAUGACGCCGAUAUAUUAGAAGAGAAAGCCUUGUUGGAGUGGUCAAGCAAAGUUAGCAAAAAAUAUGUGUCGAAAGACUUAUCUCAAGAAAUACACGAUAAAGCAGCUCCGUUUUUAACGUGGUUAAAAGAAGCGGAAGAAGAGGAAUCAGAAUCUGAUGAGGAAGAUGACGAUUUAGAAAUUGAAUACGAUGAUCGUGCAAAACAGUCAUUUAAACCGCAGCAAUCACCACCUGCUUCAACGAAGCCUGUUGAAAAUGAUUCUGACGAAGAGGGUGAUUUCGAUAUCGAUGCCAUUUAAAAAGGAAAAUAUGCUUUGUUGUCGGACAUGAGAGUGUGAAAAAAAAAGAGUAUAUGUCUGAUAUGAAUAAUCAUUUUCUGUAGGAUACAAAGAGUCGCGAUUCAAUGCAAUGUCAGAUCCUGUAUAGAAUUUUCUUAAUUUAGGCCAAACAGAAGCAGUUACAAUGCCAUUAUAUCUAAAGAAAUUUUAUCUAUUUUAAAGUUUAACAUUUAUCUGUAUAACAGUAAUAUUUUUUGUUUUUUUUUUUAAUCAUUUGAUUAUACUGAUUACUAUGUCAUUACGUCUAAUUAUUAUUCCACGAGAUCGGUGAGAUGCUCUUACAAUUUAAUAUAUGCAUCACUUUCAGAAUGGAAACAUUUAUAGUUUUUAAUCAUUAUUGAAAAAAAAGAAAAAAAGAAAAAAAAAGAAGAAAAAAAAGUUGGCCUGCUAAAAGCGUUCUCUAUUGUAUCGAUUUACUAUUCUGAUAAUAAUUAUUCAAAUAAAUAUCGUUUAUUGCAA
This is a messenger RNA of Vespula vulgaris, 1845 nucleotides long. It is a transcript of the gene eIF5, whose product is annotated as eukaryotic translation initiation factor 5. Lineage: Eukaryota; Metazoa; Arthropoda; Insecta; Hymenoptera; Vespidae. Bases 1 to 1347 code for a protein of 448 amino acids. The transcript is spliced from 3 exons. The record is from RefSeq and is a predicted model, not a curated record. Gene Ontology annotation, biological process: translational initiation; formation of cytoplasmic translation initiation complex; formation of translation preinitiation complex. Gene Ontology annotation, molecular function: GDP-dissociation inhibitor activity; eukaryotic initiation factor eIF2 binding; translation initiation factor activity. Gene Ontology annotation, cellular component: cytosol.